GAUCCCAGUUCUCUGACUUGCACAGUCGCAGAAGACACGUAGAGAGUAGUGGUUAAUCGUUGUACGAGACAAAGAGGCGCGUGCGGUGCACGCUGGGCUGUGUAGUCCGCGCCAAGCUUAACACACCUAACUUAGGAUGGAUGGGAAACUCUCCCAGGGUAUUCGGAUGGGUCAGUGCCUCGGGGGAACCCAGACAUCUGACCAGAGUCUCAGUACCGUCCCGUUCCAGGUGACUUGGCUAGUCCGCCCCCAGCGUGUCCUCGGCAGCGAUAACCUUUUCCUGCAGGCUCUCUCUGACGCCUCCCAGCGGUGGCCGGGGCACCGAAGUCUGCGCUGACCAACUGAGAACCCCGAGCCAAGCGGAAAAAAUCAAGUUCCUAACAGCGGCUGCAAGUGGGAGCACUUGUUCCGCCAGGUGAAUGAGAGGGUUAAACCUACCGAGACCGUUCGCUGCUAUUUCCUAGAAUGGCACGGGCUAGUGGACAUUUCCGUUUCCGUUGCUGGAUCCCUGGGUCCCAAGUGUCUCCAGCUCUGGUUGUGCUUAUGAGCUAAGUAGCUGGUAUCUAGAAAACGGGACUCUCUUCACCGCAAUGGAGUCAGCGGCGCCAGAAGCUGCAAGGGAGAAGUUGGACGGGGCAGAGCAGGGGGAGAACCGGACGUCAGGAUCCCAGGGAGUCCCGGGGUCCCCCUUCAGUUGCGGAGUUGUUACACCCAAUCGGCCCUUCUUGAUAUGGCCCGGGCAGCCGGCCGCUCGGGAAAUGAUGCUGGGCCUGCAGUACCUACGUAGGUCAGUCUCUGGCCCUAGGGAGGAAGAAGAUCCUGCCAGGACCAACUAUCCUGCUGUCCCCAAAGCCUUCGAGUGCCGGGAAUGUGGACUGACUGCAGCCUAUCUCCCUGACGUCGUUCACCACCAAAGCAGCCACGGAGGUGACAAGCCCUACUGCUGUCCAGAGUGUGGCAAAAGCUUCCGACGUGGCUCAGAUCUGGUUAAGCACCACCGGGUACAUACUGGCGAGAAACCGUACCCCUGUCCCGAGUGUGGCCGUUGCUUCAGCCUGAACUCCAACCUCAUCCAGCACCGUCGCUCCCACUCAGGCCUCCGGCCCCACAAGUGUCUAGAGUGCGGGGAGGCAUUUGGCCGCAGCUCGGACCUGGUUAAACACCAACGGGUGCACACGGGUGAGAAACCUUAUGCCUGUGCGGAGUGUGGUAAGACUUUCAGCGUUAGCUCCAACCUGAUCCAGCACCAGCGGACGCACACAGGCGAGAAGCCCUACCGCUGCGGAGAAUGCGGCAAGAGCUUCUGCCUCAGCUCUAACCUGGCGCAGCACCAGCGCUCACACACGGGUGAGAAGCCCUAUCGCUGUGUCUGGUGUGGUGACAGCUUUGGGCGUAGCUCUUACCUGCUCAAGCACCAGCGUUCGCACACAGGGGAGAAGCCCUACAGUUGCUGUGAGUGCGGCAAGAACUUCACCAACAGCUCGGACUGCCUACGGCACCAGCGCACCCACAAUGGCGAGCGCCCCUUCAGGUGUCCUGAGUGUGACCGUGGCUUUAGUGAGCGCACCCAGUUCGCUGAGCACCAGCGUAUCCACUUGGGUGAACGGCCCUAUGCCUGCCCAGAAUGUGGCAAAACCUUCAACCACAGCUCCAAGCUCCUGACCCCACGAGCGCACACAGACGAGAAGCCCUAUCAGUGUCCCAACUGCAGCAAGAGUUUUGUACACAGUUCAAAUCUGCUGCGGCACCAGCACACUCACGCCGGCCAGAAGCCUUAUGCUUGUAGCGAGUGUGGCAGGAGCUUCCGCCAGAGCUCCCACCUGCUCAUCCACCAGGUGGCGCACAGCGGUGAGAAGCCCUAUGUCGGCCUGCUGUGUGGCAAGGCCUUUGCCCGCAGCUCCAACCUGGGCCAGCACCAGCGGACACACCAGGGUGGCAGCCCAUAUCCCUGGCUUAAGUUUCAGCCCCAACUUCAGCCCUGACUUGGGUCCAGACCUCAAGAGGCCUGAGCAGACUAGCACUUCUCAGCAAACCUUGUUUCUGCUCCUCUAGGGUUGCUGGUUUGUGGGCUGAAUCAGGGAACCCCAGGCUGGAGGAAUCAGAACAGAAAAGUGGACUUAGGCCUGGCCUGUGAGGCCCUGGAGACAGAAGGCCAGCUGGAGGGAGAUUUUUUGGUUGGCAAGUGCUAUCCAUCACUGGCACAGCUGCUUCAAGAUGCAGAUACACCUUUGGCAGCUGCUGGCCAGAUCCCUUCAAAGGCCUAGGGAGGGAUGAUGCUAAUCACACCCAGAGCAACAACUACCUUGUCCCAGAGGAACAGGGCUGGACACCAGGCAAGCCCCCAUGAAGAACGCAGUGGAGAAGGGAGCGGGGUCAGGGGGCCCUAACCUCCAGAGCAGACCCUAAGGAAGGCUGUGUUGUGGCAGAAGGACCAGGCAAUUUGAAUUUGGGACUAUUAUGUGAGCUCUGGGGUGUAUGACCCCUUUGAGAGAACUCUUGUAAAGAACAGGGUGAAACUGGUGGGGCCCUGGGCCAAAGCAAAGGACGAGGAGACCUGUCUGUUGAUUUCAGGGGAUGCUUUGUGCCAUUUCUAGGCAGGGGCAAAAGGCCCGAGGUUGGUCAUCUACCCCUUCCUCUUCUUUAGCCUAUUACCUCUCAGGUUCCCCGGGCUCUAUCUCUGAUCCCUCAACAGGAAAAAUGGUGAAGAUUCACUUGUGCCCAGACACUGGGGAUUGGACAUGGCCCUUUUGCCUGGGCCCUGCAGAGGGCUGUCUAAGUAAACAAAUGUGUUUCUGUUGGUAAAACUUAAGCGUAUAUGGAAGCCAGAGGGAGGCUUCCUUAAGCAAUGCACAGUGUGUGCCCGGAGCCAAGUCUAAGCUGUGAGGCCCUUCUCUUUCCUCCUGGUAGCUUGCUUUGUUCCUGGGAGGGGCACAGACUGUAGCCUUUUUGAGGUUGGGGGAGGCCUACUGCCCACCCAGUGGAACCAUAAGCCCCAUGCAUCUGGUGCCCUGUCCCACAGUCUUGCCUUUUAUCAGGCUUGGUGCAUCUAGAACUGUACCCACAUAGAAUAGGGGCUGAAGGGAAGUAACCCCUCUCUCAGCUUCUAACAGUGUCCAGGCUUCUCUCUUCCUAUCUGUGUGACCUCGGACAGGUCUACCUCUUCUGAGCUUCAGUUUCUUCAUCUGUAAAACAGGGAUGAUAAUAGUUACCUCUCAGGAUUGUGGCAAGGGAUUCAUGGGACCACCUACCUGAAACACUCGGGUCAAGGAAGUGAUUUGGUAAAUGUCAGUUCCCCGCUCUUCCUCAAGGCUCGAGCCCUUUCACUGGUGGCAUCGGUCCGCAGGCACCACAUGCUAGCACUUGCUAGCUUCUCCCAAAGGUUAUAAAAAUGAGCAAGACAGCCCCAGUCCCAGGAUAGCUUUGUGUCACGAAGGAGAAGGACUCAGGACCGAUGCUGGCAGUGGAGAAAGGGCACUUUCACCUGGAGCAAAUAUAAGAGGCUUCCUCAAGGUGACAGGUAAUGAAUGCCACUUGUCUCCUGAAGCUGGGAGCAACAUAUGCCUCAGGACACGGGGUCCCUGAUGAAGGGAAAGUUUCUUGCAUGUUCCCCAUCAACGGCACUUCGUAGAGCACAAGCCAGGGCCAGAGUUGGAAGCCUGAGCCAGGCACAUCCACAGUAGGCGCUCAAUAAAUAGUUGUUAAGAUCA
Molecule: messenger RNA, 3707 nt
Organism: Camelus dromedarius (Arabian camel)
Lineage: Eukaryota; Metazoa; Chordata; Mammalia; Artiodactyla; Camelidae
Product: zinc finger protein 501
Source: RefSeq, a predicted model, not a curated record